This is a messenger RNA of Erpetoichthys calabaricus (reedfish), 7149 nucleotides long. RefSeq lists its product as uncharacterized. Bases 468 to 1889 code for a protein of 473 amino acids. The transcript has 8 exons. Lineage: Eukaryota; Metazoa; Chordata; Cladistia; Polypteriformes; Polypteridae. The record is from RefSeq and is a predicted model, not a curated record. Gene Ontology annotation, biological process: negative regulation of T cell activation; intracellular signal transduction; T cell receptor signaling pathway. Gene Ontology annotation, cellular component: membrane raft; plasma membrane.
CCCAUCCAUCACAUGGUAAUGCUAUCUAUCGGAGCUUCUGAACAACGGAACACAGAUGGGGCAAGAAGCAGGACUCACGGUUUUUCAGCAGGCAUAGAGCAAAACAGAUUAACUACUGAAGCGUGUUGCAUAUUGAAAAGCAGAAGCCAUAGACUUCGAGAGGGAAAAAAAGAAAGAAUCUGAGAGGCGCGAGCUCCCUGCACAUUGCGCUUCGGAGAAAUGAAAGGUUGCGAACUCCCGACAUGCAGACCUGUGCAAUAGCGGAGUGGCGCGGCUACAGAAGGAAUUGAACGUGAACGAUAAAAAGCCGAAAGGAAAGAAAGGAGAAGAGGCAGAGAAAAAGGAUGCUUGGCGUAGCACUUUGGAAAUCUUUGCCAUUCUAAGUGAAACUUGGACCUAUGAGAGAGCAGAGCUUUAGGAACAUGACAAGUUUUUUGCAAUAAGCCUCAUAUCUGCAGUCUUCAUCCAUGGCCUCUUUGAGGAAUGACCCAAAGGGAACUCCAGAAUCUCAGCACCAUAAUGUUUUGUUUCUUGGAACAGUUGCCGUAGCAUCAGCUUUUCUGGUCACCCUCUUUAUUGCACUGUUGUGUGUUGGAUGUAAACGGAAAGAUAAAACAAAAAAGGUCCAGAUUGAUGGAGUAAAGCUGGUAGAAAUGUCAUUGCUACGACAGACGAAGCUCCGAUCCAUCAGCAAAUCUGACACAAAGCUCCAUGAGCUGAGCCGGAUAGCAGGAAACGGAAAGAAAGGUUCAAGAAGCCGUCCUGCUAGUAUGGACCUCCUCUUUCUCCCAAACCGGAAGUCAGACUGGGAUCUGAGGUGUCCACAGAACAGACAGCUUCCAAAAAUUCCACUCAGCCCUGGUGGAGACAAAGAGCACACCUACUCGGAGGUGAAGAGGCCAGCGUCACAGCCUCGGUGCACUGAAGAUGCUCUGUAUGAGAGUGUUGGGGGUCGGCAUGAAGAUGAAGUAGCACCCCCCAGCAGCCAGCCCAAGCAGCCAGUGUUGUCCCUUGGCAACAACCACGUUGAAUCAGCCCUCCAUCAGAGUCAAGAGGUCAACAGAUCUAGUGAAGAUGCGGUAACAGCAGAGUAUGCCUGUGUGAGAAAAGUCCGGAAACUGGAAAAGCAGCAGCAUUUGGAGACCAGUCCUGACCCCGUAGAACCAGGACUCCGAUUUACCAGUGCCGAAGAUUAUUUGAAUCAGCAGGAGAGAGACAACAAAAAACAGACCAUCAAGGAACCUAUUCUUUCCCAUUCCUUCCCAAAGGACUCUGGCUUUAUGGGAAAUGGAGAACAGUAUAUUUGGAAACCUCCAGAAGAAGAAGAAGAAGGGCUGUCCGUUAGCACUGGGCGCAUUGGAAUGCCAAAUGUCUCCUCUGGUGACCUAAACCAUGGGCCUGCUGUGUCUGUUGAGAUAUCAGACAUGUAUUCCAAAGUGUGUAAGCCAAGUAAAAAGAAAAGACCUCCUGCCUCUCCGCCUGCCCCCUUCAAGCAAGGAGCCCAGGAUGUCAAGCCACUCAGUCAAAGCCGUCCAUGUGGAGGGCCCAAGGAAAACAAAAGAUUUGAGGCGGUGCAGCCACCAAGCUGGCCAGGAGGAGGCGCUCAGGCAAUGAAGUCCACUGAAGAUCCCUGCUACGAAUCAAUAAAUGAGAAAAUGUGGUCAGUUAAUGAGGAAGCUGACCCAGCUUAUGAAUCAAUAGAUGCCAACUGGAAAAGGGACAAACCUCCUAUGCCUCCAUUAAGCAAGAAUAAGAAGAAAGUGCCCACAAAAGGGUGCCUUAAUGAGAAUUUUUAUGAAACUAUCAGCGAUGCGAAACAAGGAUCGACAAGCACCACGACUGUAUUCAUGUUUAAUGAUGGUAUCGAAAUGUACGUCACUGGACUUUAAUGCCAUCUCGUCCCCUCACAUUUGUAACACCUCUUUUUAAAAUUCAUCUUUUUGGUUCAUUCAAUCCAGCAAUACAAAGAAAAAUAUCUUGAGCGAGCAGAAUAAAGAUGGAUUGUGUUUGCUUUUAAAACCAUCUGCCAUGACAGGGAAAGGCAAUUUAUUUCAAGCCUUGACAAAAGCAAGUAGUUUGCUUGAAAUUUUGAGAAAUUUUACUGUGCAAGAAUUCUAGAAUUUAUGACAUGUUUACAAAAAAAAAAGAAAAAAAGACUGGCCUUGAGUGAAAUCUGCUCACUGUUGCACGUUUCCUCUCGGCUAAAUUCAAUUUUGGGCAUCUAUUAACAGAUCCACCAUUAUCAAUGCAGUUGGCAUCUAUCCUCUGAGUACAGUAAAACCUAGAUCAACUGACUUUUAUUGGGCAUUGACAUUGAUUCACAUUGUUUGACAGGAUAAUCCAUUUAAAAAGGCAAGUGCAUACGUUAAAUGAUUGUUGUAAGCAGGUCUUUGGAGCCAUGCCACUUCCUAGUGCUGCUCCUUGAAUAAUGCAGCCAUGCUGAUGGCCUGCAGUGGAAUGGCAUGAAAAUCUGGACAGAGAAGUGUAUUUGUAUUAAUGCACUGCCUAAAAGGAAUCUGAGAAAGCCGCUUUAUUACUACAGAUGUGUACACCAUGCUGUACUGAAUCCUGUCCUGAUUUCUAUGUGCAGCUUGCAUGAUUUUCAGUGCGUGUGCGCAUGGACUUCUCUGUAGGCAUGCCGGUUUCGCCCAAAUCCAAAAAAUGUGCAGGUUAUGUACAUUGACAACCCUAAACUGUGCCCUGCAGUUGCCCAGCUGUAAGUCUACCACCAUUCUGAGCUCCUCGGCCAUUGUGGUCGAACGCUUUCAUCUUUCAAUCUAUAUCUCCCCCGUUUUUCAGAACCUCUUUCAAUAAACAGAUAAAAUAAAAGUUGGAAAAUCAAGGUUUUACUGUAAGAACUCUUGAAAUGGAAAUUCAAUUUCUCUCUUAAAUCCUUGAGAGAAUGUAUUGUCCAUGUGAGGUAUGGUUGAAUGGGACCAGAUGUAACAUUUCAUGCUGAAGCAGACUGGAAAUUUGUUAUGUUUAGACUGUGUACAAUAUAUUUGACAACAAGACUACAGGAAUCAAGCACCGUUCUGCUAAAUCGGUACAACUGCCCUACUUUUCUACUAUUAACCAAGAAGCCGGCGACACCUCUUCCUGUUUUACUCCCAUUACAUUUGUUGCCUGGCCAAAUGGUGUGACUCCAUGGCCUGGUGGGGUCCUGCUGCUGGUAAUGCCUUAGCAAGGCUGCUGUGACAUGGCACUUGCUGAUUACCUUCAGUCGUGGUGUCCUGCAAGUGAAAGACCUGUAUUCAGAGCUUUAUAUUGCUGCCUGUACUUUUAAAUAUUUGAAUUUGUUCACUUUUUGUUAAGUACCCAGUUUGCUUCAGAAUGGAGUGACCAAUGUACUGGAGAAAAGACCAAGCACAAACACCCACAAAUAGUGUUGAACAUUUAAAGGUUUGAUCUGUGAACUUGAGAACUUGUAAGAAAAGAGAAUCCUACACAGGACAAGACGUGAACAGAAAAAACAAACCAAACCCUGAAAGACGCGUGAAUAAAUUAGCACAGUUGUAAUGUUGACCAUACUUAUCAAGUAGGUAAGGGUGUGCAAAUACAACUUUCUUAAACGCUGCAGCACUGAGUGCCAGGUGGGAAACGGCUCGGAGGGUCCAAAUUCUAACAGUGAUUGAUGUGCACAGAGUACAGUAACAUUUCUACUCUCAUGUCUGACCAACGUGCUACAUGUCACCACUCUCUGACAGAGUGAUAAAAUGAACGGAUGACUGAAAUUGUGUAAUAAUACCAUGCCAUGACAUUCUCAAACACGCCAAACCCGAUUCAGGAGCCGACCCAUGCAGCACUAUGCACAAUAAAGAAAACAACUCUGGACCGGGAGUCAGCCCAUUGUAGUGGCAUAAGAGGCAGCAGGGCUACCCACUCAUAAGACAUCAGUUGUGGAAUUAACAUCUCCUGUAGCCGUAAUGGGGAAGCACCUCGACGCGAGCCAUCAGCCAUGUCUGGGUUUCAUGCCACAAGUGAAAACUGGUAUAAAGUAGACAGAAAAUAAACACUUUGUAAAACAAACAACAGUCUGCACGUAAGCACAAAAAUGAAUGCCACUCUCCGUUUGUAAAACAUCAGUUUUAAAAAAUAUAGUUUGGAGGUAAAGCAUUUCUACCGUAAACCCGUCACAACAUUCUCUCUAUUUCUACCUUUACUUGACUGCAAACAUUUGACCCCCUGAAGUCUCACCAUGUUUUUUAAAACAACUAAACACCCCCCCCCCCAUCAUGUUACACAAAGUUUCCAGCCAUUUUCAGUUGCAGACUUUAAUUUUAGCAGGGCAGUAGUUGCCCGCUCUCCAGCGACUCCGUCGGACCAGUAGUGAUGAAGUGGGUUUGAUUUUGUGCAAAGUCCUUGAGAACUGGUAACUCAUGAGUAACAAUGCAUGUGAUGCUGUGGUGGGGAAACGGGGGAAACGCAUGUUUGGACUUUGCAAACGCAAGAGGGGCUCGUCUGUCUGAUGUCUUGUGUUUUACCCACCACAACAGAAUGGAAAACAAAAAGGGCUGCGAUUGCACCUGGAAAACAUUCAUACAACACUGGCGCAGUCGGGCAGCAUAGUAUUUAUUGGCUGUCUAUCAAAGGGUGGGCUCGAAGGUUGUCAUGGAGUUGUGUAGUAUCCCAUCCCCUGUGAAUACUAUUUGUGUAAUCUAACAUAUAUUUUGAUAUCCGCUCCGACUAGAAGUUGUGUAAUGUGACACUUCAGGGUCACUUCCGAGCAACACAGUGGGGGAAACCUGCCAGAGCCAUGUGGCCUGACCUACAAUUUUCUGCCAGGAGCCUCGUCUCCAUACCAAAGGAGAUUGUGGUCCUGGAGAUUUGGUGCUUUGCUGAGGCCCAGUGUGCCCUUUUUGCGCCCCCCCCCCCCCCCCCCCCGCACGAUUUAUUUGACGCUCAGUACUUGGAAGUCCUUUAUUCCUCCCCCUCACCGUGAUCUUGUUUACAAUUGCAGUGUGGAAGACCCAAAGUGGCAAUUCUGAAUUUUAUAUAAAAUAAUAAAAAUUGUGUAUUUUGAUAUUUGUAUAUACAUAUUAGUCUACUGUAUUUUGGUUGGCUGCUUGAUUUCAAUUCAUUUGAAGUAAGGUACACCUGAUUAUUUACAAUUUCUUCUGCCCCCCCAUCAUCCCACGAUUUUCUUGAGGGUACUGCAGCUCUUAGUUGCAGUUUUUUGAGUGACGUCUUCAGCACAAACUCUGGGGUACCCAGCAUGCAUCAUGAUGACACCCCACUUUCACUUUAAAAGCUGUUUCCGCUUUAGACAUUUACAUUCAACUCCUAAAAACAACACUCUGGGAACAUUCACAGUUUAUUUUUUGAGUCUCUAAACUGCACGUUUUGUGGAGAUGUGGUGGGCAGAGAUGAGCAUAAUGAGUAUGUAGAACUGGAAGUGACCACAGGUGGGGUUGUGGAAUGCUGGCUCUGCCGAGUUAGCCUCGAAUACUAUGCUGCACUUGUAAAGUAAACAUGGGCCUCACGUCCAGGAUAAGGACUACCUUAAUUCUAAUGAAAUGUGAUUAUAAGAAAAAAGCUCAGGGAAAACAAAAAUCAGAGAUACAUUAAAUGACUGAAAGAUGUCCUCUCUGUGGAGCCUGUUUAGCAUUUAGUGGCAACUGUGGUGUGUAUCAGUAUUGAGCGGGGGGUGUAAAAGCACCGUAUCGUUUCACUCCUCACCGGAAUACUUUUUAUAUAUCAAGCUGUCCGUGUUUAAAUAGGCAGAGACGCGGCUGUGCCAUCGCUGUAUUGUUUUACUUGAUAAAGAUUUUGCUUGCUUAAAUAUUAUGCAUGUGUAUAUAGUGUACAUUGAUGCUACACAAAACAAAUGUUGCAGAUUAUAUUUGUUUGUUAUUUCAGGUUAGUAUAUUUUUUUUUAAAUUGUACAGUCAGAAAAUAAAGGAUGUGUGAAUACGCAGUGCGCUCCACCCAAACUCACUGAUAGGUAUCCGCUCAUCCAUCCCAUUUUCUGAGUCAGCCUGCUGGGUGACAGGGAACUGAGCCUAUCGAUGGCAGCAUCAGAUGGGACACCUUUAAUCGUGGGGUACAUUAGGCCAAUCAGACAGAAGCAUAAAGAAGACAAAGAUAUGAAAGACAUGGAGAUCAGGCUAGGAAGCGAUCUGUGAGGUGAUAUCUGUAACCAGUUGGCCACUCUGCCAAAAUAUCAUCUAGAAAUUUCCAUAAGCAGUGCAUACACAAACAAGGAAACUGGGCACAAGGCAGGGGACAUUCCUAAAUGGGGCUUCUUGAGAUACACUCACAACAUUAGAUGCACAAGCCUGGAUGCAGGUGGAAAGCGACAUUGAGUCCAAGUCUCCAGACCUUUGAGGUGUCACCUCCGUUGACCCUUCUUCAUCUGUUUCAUGGUUGCAAAGAAUCCAAGCUUAACCUGUGCAGCGCUGGAUGUCCGGCCUGAAAAAAACACCGGAAGAGAUGCUAGUAAAGUACAGGCAACACUCGAGCACACACACACACACACACACACAUGUGCACACACAGACUCACAUCAGGCAGUUUUAAGUCACUAGUUACUAGUCAGUCUAAUCUGCACGGCUUUGGGAUGUGUGAAGACACCAAAACACUCGGAGAAGACUCGCAUGAAACAUAGGGAGACUGUGCAAACUCCACACAGCAAGCAUCUCCAUCUGCAAAGUGCCAAUGCAGUCUGCUGCCCCACGGUAUCAGGCCAUGCUGCAACCUGGUCUGUGCAAAUGCCACUGGAUCUUUGAAAAGCAACUAAAAGCCCACCAUAACUUAUACCUGCCAUGUUAUUCUCGAUGUCCUCCAUGUUCUUGACUCAGUUGGACAUGGUGGAGAAGAGGACUCAACAGCCUUGUCCAGUGGUCAGGGUAAUUCCUGCUUCCACCAAAUGGCAGCCCCAAAUCUCCACUUAACCCAUUAAGCAAUGUCCGGGCUAUUAAAUAUACACCUUAACUCUUGUUCUUUUUUGUAUUUAAAACUGUUGAAUUCAUUGGAAAAAUUCAGCUGUUCUUCAUACAAAUGCACUGUAUUGUCUGUAUAAAAGAAGCAAAAUAUCUGUGAAAUACAUACGUGCAAGAGAUUGUAAUGUUUUUAUACAGGAAAAAGUUACUGUUUAAAAAGUGCACCUUCGGUUUAUACAUUUUGUAAUAAAGCAGCACUUGGAAACUC